AUGUUGUGGAGCUCAAAUCAAGUGCUAGACGAUGUAUAUCAUAUCAAGGGACCACUGCGAGAGGAAGCAGGGAUUAAAGUGCUUCUGAAGCUAAAUUCGGUGAAGGAUGAAGCGAUGAGACUUCCAUAUAAGGUGAAGGAUUCUCAGACUAUUGUUGUCGAAGGCAAAGCACACUCUCAAGAACAUCUAGCUGGUCAAAACCUUAAGCUUUUUCGAGUGGAUCAAAUUUUCAAUCCUGGAGCUCAGACUAAAGAUACUACGUCGUCCAUCAUUGGUGACAGUGUCGCCCAACUUUUUAAUGGUUAUAAUGUUGCGAUAAUGGCCUAUGGGCAAACGGAUUCAGGGAAGACUAGCACAAUGUUUGGUUACAAUAAAGGAGAUGGGGUCAUAAACGGUGUCUGUAAGCAGAUCUUCACUACUGUCGAAACUGGGUCCGAAAAUAACAUUGAUUAUAGUAUCAGUUUGAGCAUUAUUGAAGUUAAUUGCGAAAGCAUCAGGGAUCUCCUAGCUCCUCUAUCCGAACAAAAACCUUUGAAGCUUCGAUUAGACUCGAAAAAGUCAUCUAUCUCAAUAAAGAACCUGCGAUGUGUGUAUGUCACAUCUCUUUUAGAAGCUUUAUCAUAUUGCGAGAAAGGUCGAUCCUUGGCCUCUUCCAGGUCUAGCGUUAUAAUUAGGAUAACUGUGGAGCAGAGAGACAAUGUUAAGGAAGUGUUCAAGACCGGGUCUUUCCAAUUGGUAGAUUUGGGAAGCUCAGAUAAAAUAGACAAGCAAAAUAACCUGGGCAUAUCUCCAGAAAAUACCAAGAAGAUAAACCAAUCAAUGGUUACUUUAGAGAACGUUGCUCGCUCUUUAGCGGGUACCGAGCAAAGUGUCAAAAAUGGCAGACCUCGUUCUGGUAAUUAUUAUAUUCCCUACAAAGAAUCGUGCCUAACUCAGCUGCUUCAAGAAACAAUCGGAGGUAAUUGCAAAACUACCUUGGUGUUGAUGUGCUCGACAGCGAAACAAGAUGAAGAAGAGACACUUAACACCCUAAACUUCGGCGCUAACAUGAAGCUCGUGAAGAACCUCUUUCAACAAAAUAAAGCAGGGACGAAUUCUAAGGCCAUGCUAGAUUUGCUUAUGAAAGACUUUGAUGCCAAGGAGAAAAACUAUCAAUCUCACAUUCAAUUACUGGAAAAGGAAUUAAUGAAUCUGAAGAAACUUCAGUAUGGAAGCGAGACUGCUGAUAAACAGAAUGAAAUAAUGUUAGAAAACAAGAAGUUAAAGGCACAGCUAGAGUCGCUUUCCCAGCUGCUGCAUAGUUCAAGUUCAAAAGCUAACGUUAGCACCAAAAACGAUGAAGAACAUUCGAAAAUAAUGGGAAUACUAAUGGAAAAAUGUGAGAAAGUUAUGGAGGUACAAAUGAGAUUAGAUAAUGAGAUAUCAUCUAACAAGUCUCUCACCUCCCAAUUGGAAUUCAAAUCCUCUAAGGAGGAGGCUUUGGCAGCGAUGAAUUUGAAGCUGCUAGAACAGUUACAAGCUAACGAGGAGGAAAUGAAAGAUUUACUAGCUUCCAAUCUGCACAUGAGGCAAGAUUUAGAAAAAUGGUCUAAUCUUGCUAAUUCACGUUUUGAAACAAUUGGAGACCUCGAAGGCAUGUUAAGAGAGGUUCACGUUUCCAAGCUCGAAAAUCCUGCUGCAAGAAGAUUGUCGAGCUCGUCAGCGGGCAGCGCCAAAAGUCAACUGGAUGAAAGUUCUCAAUCAGGGAAACUUUCGUGGUUCUUCAAAAAUACCACUCCUAACGCCAAAGCGUCAAGGAAAAUCUCCAUCAACAGCGUAAGCUCGAAAGGGUCCGAGGAGUCAUUGAGAAUACGAAGCUCGAGAACUGGACUUAAUCUACAUGCUGUGAGGCUCAACGAAGGGAUCGCCGAUGCGGACAGCUUGAAGAGCAAAUAG
Molecule: messenger RNA, 1935 nt
Organism: Torulaspora delbrueckii
Lineage: Eukaryota; Fungi; Ascomycota; Saccharomycetes; Saccharomycetales; Saccharomycetaceae
Gene: SMY1
Product: Smy1p
Exons: 1
Coding region: 1-1935 (644 amino acids)
Biological process (GO): microtubule-based movement
Molecular function (GO): microtubule binding; ATP binding; microtubule motor activity
Source: RefSeq, a predicted model, not a curated record